This is a messenger RNA of Ipomoea nil (Japanese morning glory), 1163 nucleotides long. Its product is annotated as gamma-glutamyl hydrolase 2-like. The record is from RefSeq and is a predicted model, not a curated record. Gene Ontology annotation, biological process: tetrahydrofolylpolyglutamate metabolic process. Gene Ontology annotation, cellular component: vacuole. NCBI's taxonomy places the organism in Eukaryota, Viridiplantae, Streptophyta, Magnoliopsida, Solanales, Convolvulaceae. The coding region runs from base 92 to 1102 and encodes 336 amino acids. The transcript is spliced from 10 exons. Gene Ontology annotation, molecular function: gamma-glutamyl-peptidase activity.
UAAACGCACCAUUAUAUAAAUAGUUGAGUGCUCACUCCAUCUGCACAUACACUUUCGAGCUUGCCCAUCCCAGUGAGAGAAUUGAAUUGAAAUGGGAAACUACUUUCCAUUAAUCCUUCUUCUGAUCUCUGUUUUUGUAGUGAUAACUUCAGCAAACACCAUUCUCUUACCUUCUGAACACCAACUGAAGCUAUCGGGCGGCUGCCCCGCCCCCGACCCCAGCCUGAAUUACCGGCCGGUCAUCGGAAUAGUCAGCCACCCCGGAGACGGAGCCAGUGGCAGAAUCAGCAAUGCCACCGGUGUUUCCUACAUUGCUGCGUCCAACGUCAAGUUCGUCGAGUCUGCCGGUGCUAGGGUCAUUCCUCUCAUUUAUAACGAGCCAACCGAGACUCUCAUCAAAAAACUGAAUCUUGUGAAUGGGGUAGUGUUCCCUGGGGGAUCCUUUGAGAAGGGUGAAUACUUGGAGGCUCUCAAGGAAAUUUUGCAGAAAGUUUUGGAGAAGAAUGACGGUGGAGAUAACUUCCCUCUCCUCGCCAUCAACUUAGGUUUUCAACUCUUGACAAUAAUCGUAUCCGAGGACAACAUCAUUCUUGAGAAAUUUAGCGCCUCCAACCAAGCAUCUACACUGCAAGUUGUGGAGGGCCUUAAUGUUGAAGGAACUCUGUUUCAGAGAUUCCCUUAUGAGUUGCUGAGAAAGGUGGGUGAGGAAUGCCUUGUCAUGCAAAACCAUAAAUGGGGUAUAUCACCAGAAAGCUUCCAAGCAGAUGCAGAUUUGAGCAACUUUUUCAAUGUAUUAACAACUAGUCUUGACAAAGACAACAAGGUCUAUGUCUCUACAAUUCAAGGGAAGAAAUACCCUGUAGUUGCUGUACAAUGGGCCCCAGAGAGAAAUGCUUUUGAAUGGGCAUUAUCUGAGAUUCCACACAGUGAAGAUGCAAUUCUUGUGUCUCAAAGUGUUGCUAACUAUUUUGUCAGUGAAGCUAGGAAGUCUUCAAACGUACCAAAUGAACCAGAUGUCCGUGACAACCUCAUCUACAACUAUAAUACCUCGUAUAGUGGGAAGGAUGGGAGCGGUUUUGUUGAGGUUUACAUCUUCUCUUAGGAUUAUGGUGUGAUUUCUCAGUGGAUAUGAUGUAUUCCUAAAUGCCUUAUGAGCCAUAAUA